Messenger RNA from Rhododendron vialii, 1727 nucleotides. Its product is annotated as F-box/kelch-repeat protein At3g23880-like. The transcript has 2 exons. Gene Ontology annotation, molecular function: protein binding. The record is from RefSeq and is a predicted model, not a curated record. The coding region runs from base 138 to 1265 and encodes 375 amino acids. Lineage: Eukaryota; Viridiplantae; Streptophyta; Magnoliopsida; Ericales; Ericaceae.
UUCUGUAACCCAAACUCCAGACCACAGAACACCAUCAAUGGCCAUGGCUAUCGGUCGUGAAACCCAUCACCACCACGCAACCAUUGACGCACCUCCCUAAUGAAAUCAUCUUCGACAUUCUCUCGAGACUUCCCGUCAUGUCUCUUUUGCGAUUCGGGUCAGUUUGCAAAUCAUGGCUUUCUUUGAUUUCAAAUUCCCAAUUUGUUAAAACCCAUCUCAGUAAAACAUCUUAUAAGGGUGGUGGUGGUGAUGAUGAUGGUGAUGGUGAUGGUGAUGAUUAUACCCGCCACAUACUUGUUUUGAAUAGUUACAAUAGUCAUACUGGACUGAAGACAACAUCUUAUACUGGACUGAAGACAUGUUCACUAGAAACGCUAGACUCUGUAUUGGAGUAUCAACUAUGGGAGAAUGUGGUUGACCUCAACUAUCCAUUUGAUGACUUUAAUCAGUUUGUUGUUAUUGUGGGUUCCUGUAAUGGGUUGAUGUGUGUUGCUUCUAAUACGAGGGCUUUAUAUCUAUUGAACCCAUCUACUAAGAAAUCUAAGAGAUUGCCAGAUUCGGGAGUUAAGAGGGGGUGGCAUCCUCAAGAUGCAUAUGGGUUUGGUUUUGAUGAGUCUAAUGAUGACUACAAAGUGGUGCUGAUAUUAUAUGAUAGAGGUGGUGGGUUUUCAGCUGACAGCAACGUGAUGGUUUAUACGUUAAGGACAGACUCAUGGAGAAAGAUUGGAGGCCUUUCUUGUGGUAUUCCUUUUGGCGUUUUAGGGAAAUUUUUGAAUGGGUCGAUCCAUUGGGUUGUUUGUGACAAAAGUGGUUCAAGCUGCUCUUAUGUCAUUGUUUCUAUUGAUUUGGAAAAAGAGGCCUAUGGUGAGGUUUUGCCGCCUACUUAUGGUGAUGGUUUUUUCAAUUUGGAAUUGUAUGUUUUAAAAGGAAGCCUUGGUGUGUUGUGUAGAUGUCGAGAAAAUUAUACUGAUGUUUGGAUAAUAAAGGAGUAUGGGAAGAUAGAUCCUUGGACCAAGUUGUUCACACUCCAGGAGGUAGCUGAACCACGGUUUGGUCAAUUCUCAACAACAGUGUGCACUUCAAAUAAUGGCGAACUUUUGAUAUUAUACAGACUGAGGUUUAGUAUAUACAGUCCAAAAAAUGGUACUUUUAGGAAUCCGAUAUUUCAUAACGUGGACCCCUGGCCCUGUCUACAAAUGUGUACCUAUGUUGAGAGCUUAGUCUCACCCAAUGCUGACAAUUUGGUUCAAAGGCAACACCAAUAACAACUCAUGAAGAGAGGUAGUAGAACUUUUGAACUAGAGGCUAUGAGGAAGGCCCUUGGUCGCACUCACAUCUUAGUGGAGCUAUGGUGAUGGGUUGUCCUCCUUUAGGCACUGCUAACUUGCAAGUGUGUCUUGUGAUGACUCUAAUCGGGACAAAUACCCACAACUGAUCAUUCUAUAGUGGGUGGAACCCCGUUAGUCACGCCCAUGGGAAAGCAUUACUGUCACCCCUUCUCCCAAGGGAAAAGUACAGUUUGAUAAUAUUUUUCGCACAUAUUGAAGAGUAAAUGCUCAUAUUGGAUGAGAAAGAAUUUAACGGAGUUUUUCUAACUGCAAUGGGAAUUUCAGCAUGUCGAACACGGCUUAUUGAUCCAUGGCAUGUAACUUGUUUAUGAUCCUCGUUUCAGGCAACGGAAACUUAUUUGUUUGUUUCUAAUUAGUCAGGAAAAUUUAUUGAUCUCC